Molecule: messenger RNA, 3605 nt
Organism: Pygocentrus nattereri (red-bellied piranha)
Lineage: Eukaryota; Metazoa; Chordata; Actinopteri; Characiformes; Serrasalmidae
Gene: rhogd
Product: ras homolog gene family, member Gd
Exons: 2
Coding region: 210-785 (191 amino acids)
Biological process (GO): cortical cytoskeleton organization; small GTPase-mediated signal transduction; actin filament organization
Cellular component (GO): cell cortex; cell projection; plasma membrane
Molecular function (GO): GTP binding; protein kinase binding; GTPase activity
Source: RefSeq, a predicted model, not a curated record
UAAAGCUGUUGGCUUCCGUGUUCAUGUUUCAGAUGUCAGGCGUGUGAAUGAGAGUGAAACACCGUUUCUGGUCUGUGCAGCGUAUGUAGAGCACAGCGUGUGGUGUUGGUUUAUUUGAGCUCAGGCUGUGUCUGUGGUCACUUUGGAGCUACUAAGUAUCAACAGCUACAAAGCAAGAAGGUGUCCCUGCUGGUGUGGACUGAAGAAGGAUGCAGACGAUAAAGUGCGUUGUGGUUGGCGAUGGGGCUGUGGGGAAAACAUGCCUCCUCAUCUCGUACACCACCAACGCUUUCCCGGAGGAGUACAUCCCCACCGUGUUCGACAACUACAGCGCUCAGAUGAGUGUGGAUGGUCGCACGGUCAGCCUCAACCUCUGGGACACAGCGGGGCAGGAAGAGUAUGACCGCCUGCGCACGCUUUCCUACCCACAGACCAACGUCUUCAUCAUCUGCUUCUCCAUCGGCAGCCCCUCCUCAUAUGCUAACGUUCGACACAAGUGGCAUCCCGAGGUUUCACACCACUGCCCCAGCGUGCCCAUCCUCCUCGUGGGCACCAAGAAGGAUCUGCGCUCUGACAGCGAAACCGUGAAGAAGCUGAAGGAGCAGAACCUGGCUCCUACCACCCACCAGCAGGGCAGCGCGCUGGCCAAACAGAUUAACGCGGUUAAGUAUUUGGAGUGCUCAGCGCUGCUCCAGGAAGGUGUCAGAGAAGUGUUUGCGGAGGCGGUGCGUGCCGUGCUUUACCCAGUCACCAAAAAGAAUUCCAAGAAGUGCGUGCUUUUGUAGUCGCUUUGCUUCCCCAGGAGACUGCCAGUGGAAAUGGACACGCAGCAGUCGGUGGACAGACAUACCUUGGAUGAUCCUGGUGCCGAUAGCCAUUUUUCCUGCUUCACGUCUUUUUUUAACCACUGUCCGUAUUGUUUUUGGCUUCCUGAUUUGUGUUUUGCAGCCACCAAAGUAUGCGCUCUUCGCUGUAACUGAAGCAUUCGCUCCUGAUUUUUAAACCACUUUUUUUUUUCUGGCCUCCUUCCUCGUCUCGGAACGAUGUGGUUGUCAAGAUCGCUUGCACUUACCUCAGUGACUGUGGAAAACGGAAACGCAACAUAAAUGGAAAUAUUCCGCUAAUAAAGUAUAAAGCAAUACACACGAGGUUGGUUGAGGUUCUGACCUGUUGGCCCGGUGGUGGAGGAUGACAGUCCCCUGAACUGGCAGUGAUUUACUUGAGCAGCAGUGAUUUACUUGAGGAGAAAAGCACAGCUCUUCCUUCUGUCUGACGUGACACUUUGUCCACAUUCAUAUCUGUUUUUUAUUAUACUCAGAAAUCCAGCUCUGAUCGUCACCCAGUGCACAAACAACGUGCCAGUGAGAAAAGACCGCUGAGUGACCCGGGCUCGAUUGGCAAUAAGCCACGAUCUUGAUUCUUAACUAAAUACCUGAGAUUGAGCUUCUGUUCCAGAACCUUUUCGACAUGUAUUGUAUUUCAUAACUGCCAGUGUAACAUCCAGAAAAUCAUCAUAUUAGCUGGGUCAGGUCUCAGCCUGGUGUGAUGGUCUUGUAAACUAUGUGCCUUAUCCAAAGGGUCACGGCAGGUUUGGGCUACACGGAAGGCUGUAACUGUAUGGAGGCAGCGUGACAGUACAUGGCACAGCCAAGUCUAGUCUUGUCAGAAUGAGUGUACUGUUAUCAGACUCUCUUAAAUCUGUAGCCCGGACUUCCCUGUUGCCUUUUUUUCAUUUAUGCAUAAAAAAAAAAAAAAAAUACCCAUAAAGAUCUAUGGAACGCCUUACUGACACACCUGCAGUGACCUUGUGAGCUUAAUUCUAAAUGCCUGAUCUAUUUCUAAAGUUAGUCUGUUGUACUUAAAGUCCCUGCCGGUCCUUUUAUAAAUAUCUGAAGCUUCCCGAUGUCAUUGCCUCAUUACGGUGCCUCCCGUGUGCCCUCUGCGUACGAGUGGGCAUGUUUCAGUAACAGCCGCAGUGGGACAGACGAACAAAACCAUGAAAGUAAAUGGAGCGUUUGUCCCCUGUGCCCGGAGGCUGAGCACCAGGCAUCCGGGCCGCUCCGGUCAGAACCCUCAGUGUCUAGCGCAGUGUCAUCCCUGUGACGCAUUGCUGGAGGACUGAGUGGAUGUUCUAUACAUUUUACAGUUAACAGCAAAUCGUACGUGCCCAGCACUUGCAGCCGGUUUAGUCACAGGCAUUAUCCCCCAUAUGGUGGAACUGUUCGCAUGCGUUAUUAAAUAUCUGCAUAAAGCUGCAACAUUCACUUCUUGAGGAAAAGGAGAGGAAUAUUCUUGUUGCUGCAGUUUCUGUGAGAUGAUCAUAACUGACAUGUUACUUUUGGGCUAUGAAGCAUAUGAACACCAGCUGUUUUAAGGAGUUUUUACUGACUCAUUGGAGAUGCCGACUCUUGAUCGAGAUAUCGGUAAACGACUUUGCCGUGCAUGUGCAGAACGCUUUCCAGAUACCGAUCUCACCAUGUUGACUAUUCAGAACACACAUAACUGGACUGGUCUCUGCCUAACACGGAUAAUAAGAGCAUAUGAAUGCAGGAACGUUAUUUUUGUGCCUUUUGUUUUAUACUCUGAAGUGUUUGAUACCUGUGGGCUGUGGAGCCGGAGUUCACGGUGACUGCCUUAAAAAGAAACAGGUGAAUCUGCCUUUUGUAACCACAAUCAGCUUCAUUGUCUGGUUUGGAUUAUUUUUUUUUCCCCAAACUUCCUUAAUCUGCUUCUCCCGGUGCAGACGGUGAUUUACUAUUGGGCAAACUACAUAAGCUCAACCGUAAGUCAGUGUUGUGCAUCUGAGAGGCGAGUCUGAGCGUAAUGUGGUUGUGAUGAUGGCUGCUGCCUUUCGGUUUUAAUCAGCUGGAAAUGUGGCGCCUGUACGCCUUCACAUGUGUGAUCGCCAUCUCGGGUUUUGUAGCAGAAACAAAUGCAAAACUGACAUGACUGAACUCUGGUGUGGUUUGAAUGCUGAAGGCGCACCUAGUUUCCUUUUUAAAAUCGUGCUAAAAAGCUGGUGCACAUUUCUGUAUGUGACAAGGUCUCGGGGUUAUUGUAACGGUUAGACCUGCAUUUCGACUCUUAAUAGCUUUUAUUUUACAAUUUUACUUUUGAUUUUUUUGUCUACAAAACAGCCAAAGAGUGCCUUUGGAUGCAAAGAUGUCAGAUUUCUCUCACUGAGUAAAUGGAUCUGCUCUUUUGUGAGCAUUUUAAAAAGAAAAAGUAAAUAUCUUUAUAAGCCAUUCUUUAUUUUUUGCUUUAUUGGAUAGAAUACCACAAAAACCAAAUCCACUGAUGGGUCUGUUAUUGUCAUGGAGGUGUUUGUGAGAGAAAAGCCCUCAGAACUGAAAACUGUGGAAAGGAUGAGUGAGAGCGACUCGUCUGUCGGUGAACCAUUCCUUGUUAUUUCUUUCCCUUCUUCACUGUAAUGCUGUCAGAAUUGAACAGACGAGGCCUCAGGCUGCCUCUGUCUGCCUGCUAUGGUGUAUGGUACUACAUUUAUACACUGGGAACUUGAUUUUUUGGAAAUUUGUCAUUUGUAUAAAUGAACUAACAGUGUAUGAUUUUAAAUUAUGCUAAAUAAAAUUAUAAUUUACGAUUGA